Linum trigynum is the source of this 624-nucleotide messenger RNA. The record is from the annotation of a GenBank genome assembly. Lineage: Eukaryota; Viridiplantae; Streptophyta; Magnoliopsida; Malpighiales; Linaceae.
CCCCAUUUCUUCACCGAUUUAGGAUCAAGUAAACCUUCGAGCUCUCGGAUCAAAGGUGGACGUGGGAGGAGAUGUAUAGACCUUCAAAUUAAAUCUGAAAUUGUUCUUUGUAUAGAAUGAAGGUGUCCGCGCCUAGCAACUAAUGCAGAUGAAGCACCUCCAGAAGGACUUCUACCAGAUCCUCUCCACCAACCGCGCCUACCUGGACCCUGAAUCCAUCUUCACCAGCUCCUCCAUCAGAUCCAGCCUCUCCGACUUCAACGCCGCCGCCGACUUCGCUGGAGUUAGAGCUGACGCCAUCGGCGAGGUGGACAGGUUGCCUCGCUCACUAUUUGAGAUCCAUCGCCGAGUGCAUGAUCUCCGGUGACUCAGAUCUACCCGCAGAAGAAGACGAUCCCGCUCAAAUCGUGGACUGGAGCCUGUACGACUAGAGGUGGCAAAUGGAUUGGAUUGGUGGAUCCAUGGAUUAAAUGGAUUGGAUCUAAUGGAUUGGUGAAUUCAUGAAUUGGAUCAAGUGAUUGGUGGAUUAUCAUGAAUCCAAAUGACAUCCUCAACCAAGGACCAAUAUGUAAAAAUGUAAAAAGUUUAGGUACUAAAAUGUCAUAAUGAAAAUUUUUAGGUACC